This is a messenger RNA of Aspergillus nidulans FGSC A4, 1083 nucleotides long. RefSeq names its product legume-like lectin family protein. The transcript has 6 exons. Bases 1 to 1083 code for a protein of 360 amino acids. Gene Ontology annotation, cellular component: membrane. The record is from RefSeq and is a predicted model, not a curated record. Gene Ontology annotation, molecular function: metal ion binding; carbohydrate binding. Lineage: Eukaryota; Fungi; Ascomycota; Eurotiomycetes; Eurotiales; Aspergillaceae.
AUGUUGUUGCCGAGGUUCUCGACACUCUUGUGCCUUGCUGGCCUGACGGCCGUGCCUGCAGUCAAUGCCUACGACGGCGAUGAGAACGUCAAGAGCAUUCCGCUAAGAACUCAUAGCCUCUCCGCCCCAUACUUGGACUCAGACUUCCAAAGCCGCUGGUUCGAUUUUGGUGGUGAUACGGUCAUUCGUGCCGACAAAUACAUCCGUCUCACAUCAGACCGGCCGUCGCAACAAGGAUGGAUCUUUUCUCGCGUUCCUUUGACCGCGACUAACUGGGAGAUCGAAUUUGAAUUCCAGAUCCAUGGAGAGGGAAACCUGCACGGCGAUGGCUUCGCCAUGUGGCUCACCAAGCAGCGCGCGACACAAGGCCCCGUCUUUGGCUCGACGGAUAACUUUGAGGGUCUGGGAAUUUUCUUCGACACAUACAAGAACAACCGCCCUGGCACAUCCUUCCCCUACGUCAUGGCCAUGAUGGGCGACGGCAAAACCAGCUACGACCAAGCACACGAUGGCAAGGCCAAUGAAUUGGCUGGAUGUUCCGCCCGCGGUCUUCGCACCACCUCCGUCCCCACAAAAGCCCGCCUAACGUAUUUCCAAGACAAGUCGCUAACCCUGGACCUGCAAUACAAAUCCGAAGGCACCUGGACCAACUGCUUCACUCUCACAAGCCCCGAGACGAACAUCGCCAUUCCCUCCGUCGCGUACCUUGGUUUUUCCGCCGAGACCGGCGAGCUCAGCGACAACCACGACAUCAUAUCCGUCAAGGCCCAGAAUCUAUACAAUGUCGCUGGAUCUAAGGGCACUGGCGGUAGUGGACCCCCUCGCAGCGCCGACCGGCCCUACCGCAAGCCCAAGAAGCAGUCCGGUAGCUGGUCGUGGUUCCUGUUUAAGGUGUUCUUCUUCUUUGCGGCUGUGCGGGGUGGGUAUGAUUGGAUGGACCGCCUACCGGUCCAGGACAAGGUAUUCUCGGUUUUAGACGAACGCGUCGUCGAUUUCUGUGGUCUCAUGAGAAGUGGUCCGAUGUCUGAAAGUGAAAUGGUUAAAAUAAAAACAUUAUCUGUUAUUCUGUAUCUGCUUGCCUGA